Pelodiscus sinensis (Chinese soft-shelled turtle) is the source of this 2373-nucleotide messenger RNA. RefSeq names its product coiled-coil domain containing 127 (gene CCDC127). The record is from RefSeq and is a predicted model, not a curated record. NCBI's taxonomy places the organism in Eukaryota, Metazoa, Chordata, Testudines, Trionychidae.
GAUAGCGUGACGUGCAUUUAGGCUUACGCAGUACAGGGAGUGGGGGAAAGUCUGACCCUCAAACGGAUGCUGUUACUUCUCUCCCCCUUUCAAUGGGCUCGUCCGGAGAGGCGGGGGCUGGGCCUGCUGGCAGUACUUGUUUUGGCAUCUUUGUGAGAGAGCGACAGCUCAUUAUAUUUGUGUAAUGCACAGGAGUGGAGGUGACUCCAUGAAUAAUUUAAAUGAUCCUCCAAACUGGAAUAUCCAGCCUAAUCCAAGGGAUAAUGGUGGUGAUGGAAACAAAUGGAAUUAUGCUUUAUUGGUUCCAAUGCUGGGAUUGGCUGCAUUUCGAUGGAUCUGGACCAGAGAGUCUCAGAAAGAGAUAGAAAAAGAAAAAAGAGAUUAUUAUAGAAAAUUAACAUCUGUACGAAGAGAUCUUGAAUCAAAAUAUCGUGACAUAAUCACAGAAAAUCGUCACACAGUUGCUCGCUUGGAGUUGGAGCUUGAAAAGGAACAAAAAAGAAGCCUAAGCUAUCGUGAAGCCCUAGUCUCCCAGAGUCGCAAAUUAGUAGAAGAAAGAAGAAUUCUAGAACAAGAACAUGAAAAGUUAGAACAAGAAAAACAGGUUCUGCUGCGCUCAGGGGCAGCAGGUGCCUUGUAUCAUAAUUAUCUUGAAAAGGAAGCACAGUGGCAAAAGAGAGCUAAUAUUGUAAUAAAAGAAUUUGAAGAAGCACUUUUAGAAAGACAAGACAUCUACUGUAGUUUUGUGCUGCCCAGAAACCAGCGACUAGAAAUAGAGAAAAAAUUGCUAAUUAGAGCAGCAACUGAUCCUGUUGCUAUGGAUCUAGAAAUUGAAAGUGGUUUAAAAGAUAUUUUUAAAUAUGAUACAUAUUGUGGUAAUGUGUUGAACACAAACAAACGUCAAAAUGGAAGACUAAUGUGGCUUUAUCUCAGAUAUUGGGAACUAACAGUUGAAUUAAAAAAGUUCAAGAGAGUAGAAAAGGCCAUAUUGGAAAAGUGAUGUAUGAGAAAAGUAGUGGCAUUUCAAGCACAAUGGCAUGUGUAGUAUACAAUGACUCACUGGUAUUCUGAAACUACUAAUUUCCUAUAGUACAUUCAUCUGUUUUCACUUCCUCCUUGCAGCCACAUUUACAGCUAUCCAGGCAAGUGUCUCUACUGUUGGUGCUUUUCCAUGGAUGUGCCAACAAUAAAUGUGCAUUAAAGCAGUGCAGUUUACUUUAAGACUGUGUCAGCUGAAAGAUACACUUUGUAUUCAUAGUGAGGAUAGCUGAGUGUGCUCCCAACUCCUGAUUUCCUGCAUGGCAGUGCAACAUCUUUUUGUGGAACUCAGGAAAACACUUGGAGGUGACUGUACUAACAGUGAAAUUGUUUUUGUUAUAUUUAGGUGUGAGAGACUUUUUCUGUACCAGUGAAAAAAGUGUGCAAUCAAGUUUUCAAAUUAGAUUUGCCUUGUCUUCCAGGUUUGGUGUGCAAAUGCUACUUUACACUACCUUAUGCAUAAAAUAUUUGCAUGACAUAUAAAGACUGCAGAUGAUAUUUAAAAUAAUACAGACGGAAAAUAAAUGCAAAGACUUCAGUCUCAUGCCUACUGAAGUUAAUGAUAAUGAGGGCAUGAUUGUUUCUUAAUCAGGAUUGCGUAUGAGUUUUAAUCUAAAAGUUGUCACUUUAAGGGGUAUUCAUACAAUGGAAAAGUAAAACAUUUAAUCACUUACUUUGCCUUUUAGAUCUAGGUUACCAAUUUGGAUUUUGUCCACCAUGGUAGUGCCGAAGGCCCUAUUGUUUUGACUGAUUGAUCUGUAACAGAUUGAUUAUUUUAAGCCCAUCCUUAGUAGACAGAUGUCCACAUCAUAAAAGCCAUCAUCGCAUUCAACAGAGAUUUCAAGGAUUGACUGGAGGUAAAGACAAACAACUCUCUUAUCCUUAUAUGUAGUCCCUCCAGAUCAAAAGUGGGACCUUGGCUCAUGUACAGUGAGAAGAUAGGUGGGGAGCAAAAUUAUCCCCUGGAUUGAUUUUGGGGAAGUAACAGAGAAAAGGAAUUCUCAUUGAAUUUUCCUCUUUGAUGCCUCUCUUCUAGAUAUUUUAGUCAUGGUGGGGUAAUUAGCCCAGGAUUCUGACCUUAUUGUAGAAUUAAAAAGAAGCAGUUACUUAUUCAUAAGUAAAAACAACAGAGGAUAAAAAAAAAAACCCUUUCAUUUUUCAAAUCUAUCCUAUGUAAAGUGCCUCUUGACAAGUUUGGUUUUUUCUGCCAAAGGAUAAAAGAGAAGCAAAAGGAAAAUGGAUAUACAAUAUGGGUGUGUCUAGACUACAAGGUUUUGUCGACAAAAGUGGACUUUUGUCGACAAAACUAUACCUGCGUCUACACUGGCGCUGAGU